CUGAAAUCCUCUCUCUCUGUGUUGGGAAAAGAGAUACAAAAAGGUACGGUUUUGAUCCAAGCACAAAGCUUUUUGGGUAUUUCUCUAUCUCCUCCCUCCCCCCACCUUCUUCUGGGCCUCCGUACACUGUGAGCCGCACACGAGCGAGCUCGAACAAAAGAUUUCAGAGCUAAAUCCAGUAGUGGAAGAUCAGAAAAUCAAAACCCGGAAAACAUAUAAAAUUAUGAAAAUAAAUUUGUAAUAUUUAAAAAAAAGAAGCCAUUUUUCAGAUCCUUCUGUAUGUUCUUCUCCCCAUAAACCCUUCAAAUCUGGUCCUUCUCUACCUCCUCCUCUUUAUCUGUUGGCUUUUGAUUAGCAUUUUUUCUCUUCUGGGUUUUGUUGUUUUUAGUGAUUUGGGUUGAAGAGUUUGUGCAUUCUCCGGGAAACUAAGCCUCUGGGCGAUUUCCGAAAGCUCAAAUUUGGUUGAGAAUGGAGGGCUGAGAUUGAAAUUUUGAUUUUUUUUGAGAUUAGAGAUUUAUUGGGUUACAUUUGUUUUUUGUUCUCUCUCUCUCUACCGCUCUCUGGUGGGGUUUGGUUGAGAUGGGGAGUUCUGGUGAGACCAGUGAGAAGAGCAUUGAUGCGUCGGUGGGUACUUUGGUUUGGGUCCGCCGCAGAAACGGGUCCUGGUGGCCGGGUCGGAUAAUGGGUCUGGACGAGUUGCCGGACAGUUGUGUAGUUUCGCCAAAAUCGGGCACUCCGGUGAAGCUUCUCGGCCGUGAUGAUGCAAGUGUGGACUGGUAUAACCUUGAAAGAUCCAAGAGGGUGAAAGCUUUUCGUUGUGGGGAGUAUGAUGAAUGCAUUGAAAAAGCAAAGGCCCAUGCAGCCAGCGGGAAUAAGAAAAAAGUUAAAUAUGCACGGAGGGAAGAUGCUAUUAUCCAUGCUCUUGAGAUUGAGAAUGCUCACCUAGGCAAGGAUGAUUUGAACUUCAGUGCUCGAAUGAGUAAUUCAGGUGGUGACCAUGGUUGCGCAGCCAGAGAAUCACCUGCCAUGUCUCUUUGCAGCGAGGAGAAUGAAGAUAUGGUUGACGAUGUGAGUGAUUCUGAAGACAAUUCACACUCAGGGCCAGAAUUAUCUCAAUCUGGUAUAUCUUUUGAAGAGCCAAAUCAUAUCAGUUCUUCUAAGUUGCAAUCUCUGCAGGGAAGGAGAAGGAAAACACCAAAUGAUUCAGAGGAUGAUGGAACAGAAGGAGUGAAGCGCAUGAGAGGACUUGAGGACCUGGGAAUGGGUGUAUUGUCAAAAAAGUCAGGCCAGACUGGAGGGCUUCUUGAACAAGUUCAACAGGAUGGUGCUUCACUCUUAGAUUCAAACACUCGGAAUGGAAUGCCUAAUGGAAGUCCUGCAAAUGGAAGCAAAGGUACUUCAUCGCUGAAAAGAAAGAGAUCUCAAGUGGCAAAUGUUAAUGAACUCUUGAAAAGAAAGAACCGCAGUCGACCAUUGACCAAGGUGCUGGAGAGUACAGCAAUGGUGUCCAUUCCAGCUAUGCCUGACCAAUUGCCAAAUUCAUGUGGUUCACCUCUUCAAGGGUUAUCUAAUGGCAGGGUUUCUGGAUUAGAAUCCAAUGAAUCAAAAGGGAGUUUAUCUGCAGACCACACUGGAAUUUUGUGUGAGAAUGGAACCUCUAUAAAUGUUCCUGAACUAGCUUCUGGGGCUUCCUCUAUUAAUGACAAAUUGAAAGAGAACGAGAUUCCCAGCAUAUCUGGCUUAGCGGAAUAUGAUUCUUCUGAUGAUAGGCUAUUUGAUGUGCCAUUUGUUGGAGAGGAAAAAGACCCUUCAGGUUCUUCUCCUAUACGUACAGCUUGUUCAUCUGGUAAACCUCAGAUUGGUGCGUUGGGAAGGCAAUCUAGUCAAAGUCAUCAAUCUGAAGCUGUAUCUUUGAAAAACGAGAGAAUUAAUGAAUCUGGUUGUACGAGUUCAGCAGCCUUGCAUGAUAUCAGCAUAAGUAUGGUGAAAGGUAGUUCAGAGUGGCAGUUAAAAGGAAAGAGGAAUUCUAGACAAACAAGUAAAGAUAGAAAACAUGACUCCAGAAGAUUUAUGGACAUGGAUGAUGAAUACAAUGGUUAUUCGGCAGGCAUCGAGCAUUCCAAUGGAUUGUCUCAAGGUUCUUAUCAGAAAGUAAAUUGCAAUGGCAUUAGUGGUUCCCGUGCAUAUAAUGGCACCUUACGAUCAAAGUCCAAACAGGUUACUGAAUUGCCUGAUGGUCCAACACAGAGAUCACUUCCCUAUCGGCAGUCCCGCUUCACAGUGCCUGCAAGAUAUCAGACAGCAGAUUCUACUGCCCGUAAUUCAUGCUCUGAUGGUUCAUUGUAUGAUGUCAAGCUUGAGGUGAAAUCCAAUUACCGGCCACAACAUGUUCCCCUGGUUUCCCUUAUGAGUAAAUUGAACAGCAAAGCCAUUGUUGGUCACCCACUAACAGUUGAGGUCUUGGAUGAUGGCUGUUCUGAUUGGGAAGUUGAUAAAACAGGCUAUGCAGUAAAGCCAGAAAAAGAAAUUGGAAGAAUCCCAGCCAAGGUAUUGGCAGUGCAACCACGAAAUUCACCAAGUAGAUCUCCCAAAACAAAGAAAUCUGGGCUACAGCCAAAAAAGAUCAGGAAACUAUCUUCACUGACCGGUCAUAAGCAAUCUGAAGACAGAAAACCACUGGUUCCGAAGCCGAAGGGUCCUGUAAUAGCCUGUAUCCCCCUUAAAGUAGUGUUCAGUAGGAUAAAUGAAGCAGUGAAUGGUUUGGCGCGACCAUCACAUCGUGUUCUAAGAUCAAGCAACGCUUGAAUAUGGCUUCUUGUUUUUGGGGGGGGGGGGGGGGGGGGGGGAGGAGAGAGGAGAGAAAGAUGUUGCAGUGGAUGGAUUCUUCCGGGGGUAUGCUUCCCUUUUACAUCCUAGUUGCUGCUUCUCAUUUAUUUGGCUAUGUUAAGUUAGCAGCAGCGUUAUGUCUGCUGUCGUUUUUAAGGCUGACUCCGUCUGUACAAUUCGAGAAACUGCGUUGUUGUAGAAGGAGCAUUCAGUCUCUGAAUGUAGGCUGCUUUGUGCUCUGUAUAUAGAUGUAUCAUUAACUUUUUAACAUUUGGUAACCUGAUAUUUUGUUAUUUUAUUUUAUGAAUUCAGGUUCUUUUAGAGGCUUAA
This is a messenger RNA of Pyrus x bretschneideri (Chinese white pear), 3156 nucleotides long. RefSeq lists its product as uncharacterized. Lineage: Eukaryota; Viridiplantae; Streptophyta; Magnoliopsida; Rosales; Rosaceae. The coding region runs from base 580 to 2805 and encodes 741 amino acids. The transcript has 3 exons. The record is from RefSeq and is a predicted model, not a curated record.